Molecule: messenger RNA, 1329 nt
Organism: Coccinella septempunctata (seven-spotted ladybird)
Lineage: Eukaryota; Metazoa; Arthropoda; Insecta; Coleoptera; Coccinellidae
Exons: 2
Coding region: 1-1329 (442 amino acids)
Source: RefSeq, a predicted model, not a curated record
AUGGCCUUAUCUGCAGGAAUUAUCCCAUCAGAAGUACCCUCAUCAUAUCAUGAAGCCAUAAGCUGUGAUGAAGAGUGGAAGAGUGCUAUAGAUGCAGAAUUGGAGUCGCUGGUGGCAAACAAGACAUGGGAAAUUGUUGACAAACCAGCAGAUGCAGUUGUUAUUGACUCAAGCACCAUCUACUUUUCAUACGAUGGCACUUACUACAGGCAGAAAGAGGAAACUCCUAUGGGAUCCAGAAUAUCAGGAAUAGUAGCGGAAGACGUAACGGAUAAGAUCUUGGACUACGCAAAGGGUAGACUAUCAUGCCUUUUGCCAUUCUGCAGGAAGUACAUAGACGACGUCAUAACGGCCAUCCCUAAAGAACUGAUUCAACAAUCGUUGGAAAUUUUGAACUCUUUUGACCCCAGAGGCACACUACAGUCCACUAUAGAGGAGGAAGCCAACAAUUCUCUACCCUUCCUGCAUAUGAGGGUCAUUAGAGAGGUAACAACAGAGGGCAGCACGUUGCUGACGGACUGGUAUAGAAAGCAAAUAUCGUCCAGUAGGUACAUCCACUACAAAUCAUACCACCCGAUGAGCAUGAAGAUCAACAUUAUUUUGAAUCUAAAGACGAGGGUAACCAAGCCGAGUCACAAGUGCGUGAACAAGAACCUAAGAAUUUUACUGGGAAUAUUGGGAGAGAAUGGAUACCCACAUGAAAUUCUGACAAGAAGUAUCUUCAACACCGGCAAUUCCAUAGAGAUCUUACAACAACCAGGACCCAUAGCAGAAGAAAAUGAACAGGAACAAAUUAAGCAGAAAUACAUCUCACUUCCAUACAUAGAAGAAUUAACACCGUUGCUCAAUAAAUUGAUACCAUCUGAGAAAUUCAUAUUAGCAACAAGAAAUGUAAAACAACUCAGGUCAUUUUUCACAAAACAUAAAGAUCACACUUCAUUACUACAGUGCAACGGGGUGGUAUAUAAAAUCCCAUGCCAGAACUGUGAAGCAGUGUUUAUUGGGCAAACAUCAACUUUCCUGAGGCAGCGUCUCUCCAGUCAUAGAAGUGAUAAUAAUACAAAGAAGAAGAGCUCUGCACUAGCCAUUCAUGCAGUGGAGGAGGAACACCAACCAGUCUUUGAUGCAGUUGAGGUGCUAGACAGGGAAAGGAACUUGGAGGGGAGGUUGUUCAUGGAAAUGGUCCGAAUAUCCCAGGAGGAGCAUAGUGUCAACUCAAGGAAAGACAUUCAAAACUUGAGCAUCAUGAAUUCCCUCCUAAUUGAAUGGGACAAAAACCAAAACACAAGAGGUCGAGUCCCACAGGGGAGCGUAGAUGUUGUGGGGUGA